GAUAGGCAUAAGGUUUACCUUGUAGAGUUUUACGACAACUGGCCACAAGCACGAGUAGUUGAUACAAUGGAUUCGCUCACUCAGAAAUUCUCUGACCUUACUGUGAAAAAGAGCACUGCCCACAAUUUUCUGAAAGCUGAGUGCAACCUUUUUUUUUUAAAAAAACUGACAACUCAACCAGCUGCUAGAAAUAGUCCAAACAAAAUUCAAGCUCGCAAGGAUUGGGUUAUCAAGUGGAGUGCAACAGAUAUGAACUAUCUGGAAAAUUGUAUUUUUGUUAAUGAAUCCGGCUUUAACAUCAACAUGAAG
Messenger RNA from Cokeromyces recurvatus, 309 nucleotides. RefSeq lists its product as uncharacterized. The record is from RefSeq and is a predicted model, not a curated record. NCBI's taxonomy places the organism in Eukaryota, Fungi, Mucoromycota, Mucoromycetes, Mucorales, Mucoraceae. The annotation marks the transcript as partial. The transcript has a single exon.